Protopolystoma xenopodis is the source of this 675-nucleotide messenger RNA. NCBI's taxonomy places the organism in Eukaryota, Metazoa, Platyhelminthes, Monogenea, Polystomatidea, Polystomatidae. The record is from the annotation of a GenBank genome assembly.
AUGAGGCUUCGCUGCCUCUACAUCUACGACCCUCGGAUUGCAAUAUUUUUUCUUAGUCUCUAUGCUCUGGCUUGCGGUGCCUUCCAGACCUACCUUUCGGGUAUCAUCACGGUCCUCGAGCGCCGUUUUCCGUUCCGCUCUCGCGAGACUGGCGUCAUCCUGAGCGGCAAUGAGUUCGGUUAUGCCGUCUGUGUCCUCUUCAUUGCGUAUUAUGGUGGGCAAGGCAAAGAAUCACUGACCCUCGGUACCAGCGCGGUUGCCUUGGCCCUUGGAGCUAUGCUCUUCACCACGCCUUUUUUGCUUUUCGGCCCAAAAUACCAGCCAUACCAACUGUUGCCCAAUUCUACAGUGACCAGUUUUCCGGGACUACUGGCCAAACAAUUGACCCAACUAAGCAACACUACUACCAUCCGACCCUACAACCCGAUUAACACUUUAAUCUGCUCACCGGAACAAAUUCAGGCGGGGCACAAUUUGCGUGGGUUGUUGUUGGAGCAGUCCAGUGAAAAGUGGUUGGCCUUCACGUUGCUAUUCCUCUCCAACGUUAUUCUGGGCGUCGCCUCUUGUCCAAUGUGGAAUGUUGGGCUCACGUUGAUCGACAACAUGAGCGGUCGAAAGAGUGCAAUCUAUAUUUGUAAGUGCAUAUUGAUCUUUCAAAUGCUACAUCAAAUUUAG